UAUUGUAUUCUACUCUUCACCAAAAAGAAAAAGAAAAAAAAAAGGAAAAAGAGAAAAAUACCUUCUUGCUCUCUCUCUUCCCCAAAAGGAAAACUAAGAAGGAUUGAUAUGAAAAUACAAUAAAGGAGAUAGGGAGAGAGAUUCAGAGAGAUAUCAAAAAAAAGAGGGAGAGAGAUUGAGAGAGAUAUCAAAAAAAAGAAAAAAGAAAAAAAGAUACCAUCUUUGACAUCAGCCUCUAGAAAUUUCAUCCGGGUAUUAAUAUCCACAUUUCUAUCUCAUUUUUCAUUCAUCUAUCCCCGUAUCUAUCAAUUCGAGUCAUGGGGCGAGGUAGGGCGAGCAAACCGGCGGCGGCAGCGGCGGCGGCGCAGGGCGGAGAGAUAGCGGGAUCGGGAUCUCAAGAGAUAAGGUACCGUGGGGUUCGGAAGAGGCCAUGGGGGAGAUUCGCGGCUGAAAUUCGAGACCCAUGGAAGAAAACUAGGGUUUGGCUUGGUACUUUUGAUUCUGCUGAAGAUGCUGCAAGAGCGUAUGAUGCUGCUGCCGUGAAUUUUCGGGGCCCCAAAGCUAAGACCAAUUUCCCUUUUGAUCCCAGGUUUUUCAACCCUAAUUUAUCCCCUUUUGCCCCUGAUAAUCACUUGAUUGUUGCUGCUCACCGUCCGGCUUCUAGUGGUAUGAGUAGCACCGUUGAGUCUUUUAGUGGCCCUAAUCGCCCUGCUCAGAUUGCUGCUUCUUUGCCUUCGAGGAGGUUUCCUCGGUCUCCUCCUAUUUCGCCUGAUGAUUACCACAGUGAUUGUGAUUCCUCCGGUUCUGUCGUUGAUAAUCGUCAAGGAGUUGCUCAUGCUGAUGUCGGUUCCUCCUCGGUCUGUAAGCCACUGGGGUUUGAUCUUAACUUCCCCCCUCCCGAUGAUGACGAUGGUGGUGAUCUUGAUUGCACUGCUCUUAGGCUUUGAAUGCUCUCGAGCUUCAAUUGGGUCGACAUUUUAUCUUUAAUUUUAUUUGCUCUUUCUUGCAGAAAAGAAACAAUCAUAGACGAGACUAAGACUUAGAUAAAAAAAAAAAAAUCAUUUUCUGUGUUUCUUAAACGGGGUUUUACAUGUUUGAUGAGAAUUUACCCUUUCUUGAUGUCAAGUUCUAAGCUUUAUCAGUAUUUCAUCAGACUGUGUGCUGCUGAUGAUCUUUGUAUGCAAUUGGGGUAAAAUGUCUUCAACUACAUCUAGGCUUUUUAAUCUUUAAAGUCUAUUGUUGCUCAAGUCUUAAAUUAAACUCAGUUCUGAUGUUGAUCUGUAAUGCUUGUUGCCGCUCAUGUUGUGUAUGUAAAGAUUGAAACUUCUAUUGUGGCAGGCUUUCAUUUCUA
Molecule: messenger RNA, 1351 nt
Organism: Daucus carota subsp. sativus
Lineage: Eukaryota; Viridiplantae; Streptophyta; Magnoliopsida; Apiales; Apiaceae
Product: ethylene-responsive transcription factor 3
Exons: 1
Coding region: 318-947 (209 amino acids)
Biological process (GO): regulation of DNA-templated transcription
Molecular function (GO): DNA-binding transcription factor activity; DNA binding
Source: RefSeq, a predicted model, not a curated record